AUGAGUGCACCAAUGUUAGCUAUACCGCCGGAGAUCAAAAGGAUAAUACUCGAGAAUCUAGAAUCAGAUGCAACAGAUCUGCUCAACAUGUCGCUGGUACACAGCGGGUGGAGGGCCCUAGCGACGGAAGAGAAGUGGAAAAUCGUUGGACCACUCGGCUUCGAUCACCUGAUGAAUCCCACGGAAAUUCGUCGUGCGGAUCGGCAAACAUUCAUCAAUCAUAUUCAAGAGCUUGAAAUCUAUGGCCAUCGAAGCCGUCAACACGAAACGAGGCAUCUCAAUUUUCGCAACCUGCGGUCUUUGGCUAUUCGUCACCCUAGAAGGGUUCCAGGAUGCAAUCUCAACGUCUCUCAGUUCUUCGGUCCGAGACUAACGGAACUUUGUAUCGAAGGUCAUACUAUGCCACCUCUUCAAGUGUCUGUACCGGACAACUACUUGUUGAAUCUUGGGCAGUGUCCAAAUCUAACCCGCCUCGAACUGUACCGCCAUAUACAGGAUGCCACGCCAGACCAGCUCAUGACAGUCCUCGACACCUUGACCAACCUUCAAUACAUUGGGGUAUCUCGCGGAGCUUCAGAUCUUGUUCAAGCUAACACUGUAAUCCGGAUAGCCAGAAUGCCUUUGAUCAAGGGUGUAGUUCUGGACUUCGAGAUCGACCAAGAUCUGGCUGAAACGAUUAGAGACACCGUUCCUUACGCAUUCAAUAACUUGGAGAAGGCCGUUCUCACCAUGACGGAAGAAGGAGCUCGAACGCUGAUACAGAGUGAGAUUAUGGACACAGUCGAGCAAUUCGACCUUAGUGUGACCACAUUGGUAGACGGUGUUCUGAACCAUAUACGGAGAUUACCCAAUCUCAAGCGACUCGCACUGGAAACUCAAAUCCCUCCACCGGACUUCGCUCUGGUCAAUUACCAGAUGUUGAUUGAUAUGGCAGCCAUGAGGCAUCUGACACAUCUGGAGAUGCGCGCACCGCCGCUUGGCUACAACGUACAGAGAAUCACGCUCCUCGCGGUGGAGGCAUUUCUGGUGCAAUUCCGUCAACUCAAAGUAAUUCGACUGGACUGGGACAACCGUAAUGAGGGCAACAAGUUCUCAUCCGUGGCCAUGUUCGAUCGUGUAGGUCGCAUGUGUCCAGGUUUGAGGGAGCUCAGUUUACGUGGCCGAUGGGCGCCUUUUAAUCUGUCUUUCAACGGCGCAACGAUGCAUCUACCCCUCUUCGAGCUAUACCACAGCGGAGAAGAUGUUAUAUUUCCAAAUCUGCGAAAGUUGAGUCUUUCGAUGCUCCAAGUGCCUUUUGGAUCUGCGCCGACUCCCCACACAUUGCCGAUGAACCCUAGCACAGAUCCGAUGUGCCGUGGCGCGCAGGAGGUUCAUGACUUGCUAAGGUGGCAUUGCCCGAAAUUGGAAAAGCUGGUCAGCCACAGAAUGAGAGGCCGUGACGAUGAGUACUUUGACAAUUCUGUCGCUGCUCUGAUCGCCGCCACCAUUCUCGAAGCUACUCGUGAAUGGGGGUACACGCUGUGGGUCAGAUUCAGGGGCGGCUUCGUCAAUCCCGGAAACAGAAGUGCUUCUUUGUUCGUCAUACGGCUCAGUCCGUACCUGUCGACCAAGAAAUCAGAGAGACCUUUUUCUUUCUGCGCACACGUGAAUUUGCAGCCUUUGUGCGUUUGUCUCGAUCCACGCAGAAAGGUUGGAUUCAUAUGUCAGGGUCGAGGAUUCUUUUGCAGGGAAAGGGAGGCCAAGGUUGACGCCUUUGUUCCAUCCAUCCAAGGUGUCAGUUCUUUGUACAGUUCUCUCAAUCCGGUCAAUCUGCGUCGAACAAGCAGAUCACAGACGAUGUCAAUCAAUCAAUUCAAUCAGAUCGUCAUAGAGCGCUUGAACCAAAUGAAUACCAUCGUUCCGCCCGCGGGCACCCCUGCCGCACGUCUUUUGCCAGAGGUUUGGGCCGAGAUUGUACACCUCGUCGACCUAAAGGAACUUUUCAAACUCUCGAAAAUCGAAAGAGCGCUCCGGGACUUAGCUCUGUCAGAGAUAUGGAAAAUCGCCGAGCACCCAGAACAUGUAGCAUAUCUCUUCAUCUACCCACCGCAGCAGCGACAGCAAUUCGUAGAUCGGAUGCGAGAGCUUCAUGUUUGGAUAAUCGAUGGGCACGACUUUAGAGGAUUGAGAUUUCCUCAUCUCAACAGACUGCAUGUCAUUGAGAAGGGCGUCCAACCAGGAACGACCAAUGUCGCCCACAUCGACGGUUUCAUCCAGCCAGAACUCGUACUUCUGAAUUUACAAGUUGAUCAAGGCCACGGACUGGUGUCUAACAUUCUACCACUGCUGGCGACCCAAACACCGUGUCUCAAGGAGCUUAACAUCGGCAUCAAGAUCGAGAAUGCCACGAGCGUCCAGCUGCUCAGAGCACUACAAGCCUGCCCGCUGUUGGAGAUCUUCAAAGUCGCCGGCGAAUCAAUGUCUCUCGUAGAUCCGGCUGUCUUUGCACACCUCGCCCUCGUAGCCCGCCUCUCGGAAUUUGAACUCGGUGCUGAGAUUGGCCAUCUUCUUUUGGAACCUACGAUCGCCUCGCUACCUGCGCAUCGAACUAUAUUCGACCAUCUAGCCACAGUAUAUCUACACGUCAACCCCUCUGCAGCGAAGCUCCUGUUCCCCCGGAUGAAAGCAACAGAGGCGAUGAGUCUCCGCAUCUCCGAGCCCAGCGACAUUCUUACCUGGGUCGCAGAAAUGCCUCGACUGGUAACCCUUGAGCUUCAAUGCAUGAGGAGUAUGCCCCUCAAUCGUCACGUACUAGCUGGCCUCCAGAACAUGAAUUUGCAAAGAUUCAAAAUAAAUGCGGCCGCCGGCGCUGCGAUAGACGGGUCUGAAAUCCAGGCUGACCAGCUGGAUUAUCUAUUCGGCAACCAUCUUACACUCUCAGAGCUUACUUUCGCGUGGCAAGGAAGCUCUUCUUCAGCACAUAUCAUGUCUUUUCUGCAGUAUAGCCCUCACCUUGUACUCGAGAAGAUCGCCCGUUUCUACCCGAACGUGCGUGAGCUCACCCUGGUCGCCCCUUGCGCCGCCAUCGACUUCCUACGAACCCCGGACUUACCCCUGAAUAUGAACUUGAGGGUUCUGACCAUUGAGAGGAUUGCGCAGCCAGCUCAACCACCCCAGAAUACCAAUUAUAAUCGUGACGUUCGCAUUAUUGCCGAAAAGAUCGAUUACCAUUUUCCAAAUCUGUCGGUAUUGGAAUCAGUGAAUGACCAGGACUUUACCAAAUUUGUGUUUCGUGAUGUUCGACGCAUCAAGAGAAUGCGCCGUAAUAUGGCCCGGCUUGGGUGGGAAUAUCUCUACAUGUUUCCGCGUUAUGUCCUUUACCGUUGA
Messenger RNA from Aureobasidium pullulans EXF-150, 3366 nucleotides. RefSeq lists its product as uncharacterized. NCBI's taxonomy places the organism in Eukaryota, Fungi, Ascomycota, Dothideomycetes, Dothideales, Saccotheciaceae. The transcript is spliced from 5 exons. The record is from RefSeq and is a predicted model, not a curated record. Gene Ontology annotation, molecular function: protein binding. Bases 1 to 3366 code for a protein of 1121 amino acids.